AUGGACGAAUACUUAGAACUAGGUCACAUGGAGAGCGUUCGUGGUCCCCAACAUCAUCGGUAUCCCCAUUACCAUCUUCCCCAUCACGCCGUCCUGAAGGAAGACAGCACGACAACCAAAGUACGCGUAGUUUUCGACGCAUCCUGCCGCACAGCCACUCGACCUUCACUCAAUGAUGCGUUGAUGGUAGGUCCAAUAGUACAGGAUGAUCUCCGGUCAAUUAUGAUGCGGUCACGAAUGCACCCUGUUCUACUCAAUGCUGAUAUAAAGCAGAUGUAUCGGCAAAUUUUGACUGACGAAAGGAGUAGCAGUUUGCAACACAUUGUCUGGAGAUCAUCUCCAGAAGAACCACUACAAACCUAUGAAUUAAAAACUGUUACUUACGGUACUGCUAGUGCGCCUUUCCUUGCUACUCGCGUACUGCAGCAGUUAGCUGAGGACGGACAAAUCAAUUUUCCACGGGCAGCGCACGUACUCCGUAAGGAUUUUUACGUUGACGAUUUGUUUUCUGGAGCAAAUACUAUCGAGGAAGCUAUCGAAGGCAGCUAG
Messenger RNA from Armigeres subalbatus, 549 nucleotides. RefSeq lists its product as uncharacterized. The transcript has a single exon. NCBI's taxonomy places the organism in Eukaryota, Metazoa, Arthropoda, Insecta, Diptera, Culicidae. Bases 1 to 549 code for a protein of 182 amino acids. The record is from RefSeq and is a predicted model, not a curated record.